Phaedon cochleariae (mustard beetle) is the source of this 1113-nucleotide messenger RNA. The record is from the annotation of a GenBank genome assembly. Lineage: Eukaryota; Metazoa; Arthropoda; Insecta; Coleoptera; Chrysomelidae.
AUGUCCAGCAAAAAUUCGCCAAAUAAAAUAGACUAUGAUGAUCCUGCAUUUCGCAUAAGUCCUGUUCAACAGGCAGCAGCAUCUUGCACUGGAGCUGUGAUUACCUCAUUUUUCGUCACGCCUCUGGAUGUGGUGAAGAUCAGGCUGCAAGCACAGCAAGCAUCAGCUAAAACCCAAACAAAAUGUUUUCUCUACUGCAAUGGCCUCAUGGACCAUUUCUGCAGUUGUUGUCCUGAUGAUCCUAACAGCAGAUGGCUACAAAGACCGGGACAUUUCAAUGGCACAAUUGAUGCUUUUCUCAAAAUUAGCAGAACAGAGGGGGUUUCUUCCUUAUGGAGUGGUUUGAGCCCCACCCUUGUUCUAGCCAUUCCUGCCACUAUAGUAUACUUUGUCAUCUAUGAACAAUUACGCUUGAAGUUGAAAGAUGUUUACAACAAAAAUACAGAUGGUAAUAGAAGGAAACAGCCUUUUUGGAUACCUCUAGUGUCAGGUGCAACUGCUAGAGUAUUCUCAGCAUCAAUAGUAAGCCCUUUAGAACUGAUAAGGACCAAAAUGCAGGCUCAAAGACAAAGCUACCUAGAAAUUGGAGAGGCAUUGAAGUUACUUGUGAAGCAAGAUGGAGUUAGAGGACUGUGGAAAGGAAUAUUCCCAACUUUGUACCGUGAUGUACCAUUCUCAGCCAUAUACUGGAUGAACUAUGAAACCAUGAAGACAUUUUUGGGUGGCCCUGAUAGCCCCCCAAGUUUUUGGAUCAGUUUCAUCUCUGGAGCUUCUUCUGGAACUCUUGCAGCUACUUUCACAACACCUUUUGAUGUAGUUAAAACCCAUCAACAAAUUGAAUUUGGUGAAAGCACCCUGUAUGGUGACAAACCUCAUAAGAGUAGGACAACUGUGGAAGUGAUCAGGCAAAUUCACAGAGAACAUGGCAUCCGUGGGCUCUUUGCUGGAGUGACACCCAGAGUCAUAAAAGUGGCCCCAGCUUGUGCUAUAAUGAUAUCUUCGUUUGAGUAUGGGAAAGUUUUCUUCAACAGAUGUCCUCAAGAGAAAGCAGGAAAAACAGAAUAUAAACGAAGUUACUGUUUUGAUAGUCUUCUAGCUUUUACACCUGUAUGA